GAUGGGCACUGAUGGAUAACAUGCCGGGGAUGGACACAUAGGAGAACAUGCCGGGGAUGGAUACAAGGAGAACAUGCCGGGGAUGGACACAUAGGAGAACAUGCCGGGGAUGGACACAUAGGAGAACGUGCCGGGGAUAGACACAUAGGAUAACAUGCCGAAGAUGGAUACAAGGAGAACAUGCCGGGGAUGGACACAUAGGAGAACAUGCUGGGGAUGGACACAUAGGAGAACAUGCCGGGGAUGGACACAUAGGAGAACAUGCCGGGGAUGGACACAUAGGAGAACAUGCCGGGAUGGACACACAGGAUAACAUGCCGGGGAUG
This is a messenger RNA of Staurois parvus, 326 nucleotides long. The record is from the annotation of a GenBank genome assembly. Lineage: Eukaryota; Metazoa; Chordata; Amphibia; Anura; Ranidae.